Molecule: messenger RNA, 1772 nt
Organism: Anoplophora glabripennis (Asian longhorned beetle)
Lineage: Eukaryota; Metazoa; Arthropoda; Insecta; Coleoptera; Cerambycidae
Product: trace amine-associated receptor 1
Exons: 8
Coding region: 229-1560 (443 amino acids)
Biological process (GO): neuropeptide signaling pathway
Cellular component (GO): membrane
Molecular function (GO): corazonin receptor activity
Source: RefSeq, a predicted model, not a curated record
CUCUCUGUCCGGGAGGUAGCAAUAGUGAUAAAAUACUGUCAAAUCGAGUCGUUCGCGUAGCGUGAAAAGUUCUUAAAAUUUUUAUUAGUAUUCUGUGAAGCCGUCGAAUAGUUCGAUGAAAUGUUAGCGGUAGUUCGUAGUUUCGUUUCGUAAAUUCAUUGAUAAAGUAUGGAAGCGGAACGGCACAAUAUAUGAAAGCUUCGUGCCCAACAGCGGACACCUUUCGAGAUGCAUCACAAAGCGACCAUUCUGGUUGCACCGGCCCUCCAAAACAGCAGUUGCACUCACCCCCGCUACAGUCAGUUGACGUUCUUUUCCGCUCUCACCCCGGGAGAUGUAAUACAGGCGCUCAUCGUGCUGCUGCUCACUGUCGGAGUGCUCGCCGCCAAUAUGCUGCUCAUUUUGGUCAUCAACAGCAGGAGGUACUCCAAGUACAUCCAUUCCCAGCCUCGUUACCUGCUCACGUCCCUCGCUAGCAACGACUUCGCCAUGGGGUUGUUUGUGACACCCUUCGCUAUUGUACCCUCACUGCGACACUGCUGGCCUUACGGGGAGCUCGUCUGCCAAAUACAGGCGCUGCUGAGGGGCGCAAUAAGUCAACAGAGCGCUGUGAUAUUAAUCUGUAUGGCCAUGGACAGGUACCUCUGCAUGCUGCAUCCCGCCAGAUAUCACAAACACUCCAGCAAAAAGGGCUGCGUCGCCAUCAUAAGCAUGACAUGGAUCAUGUCCGUGACGCUGUUCUCGAUUCUGGUGCUGCCGCGCGGAGGUUACUACUUCAAUCCCACGGGAAUGAUGGCGUGCGAGCCUUUCUAUUCCCGGGCCUCCAUCAGGAUCCUGGCCGCGUGCGGGUUCUACUUCCCCACGACGAUGAUCCUGAUGUACUGCUACGGCUCGGCGUUUCACGUGAACAAGCUUAGGCUGAGGAGGGCGGGCGGGAACACGGUGGCCGGCCCGGAAGACUAUGGUGGCGCUAGUAUGGAGAAGUUGUCAAUGAUAGUUGAAAACCGCUCCAGAGGUCCACAAGAUGGACGCCAGUUCAUUCAUCUGGUGACUCAAGAGAGAAGACUGAGCACGACGGCCUCCAGGACGAUGGCGGCUAUGUCCUUGGGCUUCAUAGUACUCGUCACCCCCUGGACUAUCCAGGAAGUGGUGGCAGCAUGCACAGGAUCCCGCGCGCCAGCCUCCUUAGACUUCCUGGCCACGUGGUUGGCACUCAGUAACAGCUUUUGGAACCCCUUCCUGUACUGGCUACUGAACAAUCAUUUCAGAAGGAUCAGUCGGGAGCUUUUGUUUAGCAGAUUCUUCUGCAGAAAAUCGAAAGAACAGAAGCAACACCAGCAGCAGCACUGCUGCAGUAACAGCAGCUCCACCGUCGUCGGCCACACCCAAGGCUGUGACCUGGAGGGCCUCUCCGAGAAGUACUGGGGCGAGAUCCUGGAACGGACCCUAUCCUCCAGUUCCCUGCACGCCCUCCAGAGGGCCUACUCCCAUCCCAGAAUGGACCGGUGCAACGGACUCCAAGAGAUGCGCGUCUUCGACACAGCGGUGCCGGACUUAUGAAAAUUGGACAAGACCACGCAGACAUUUGACAUCAUGGUCAGCGAGAGCAUGGGAAGCUCUUGCGAGACGGCCACGCUGUCCAAAUGAGUGUGUGGUCGAUGCGUCCGUUGUUUGUUAUAGUAACCGUUGACGAGUGUACAUAGUCCUCUGUGAGCGUCCUCGAAUGUUUUGUACCGAUGUAAAAACUUCUCUGUCGUAAUAGGUUUGUUAGG